Molecule: messenger RNA, 374 nt
Organism: Chironomus riparius
Lineage: Eukaryota; Metazoa; Arthropoda; Insecta; Diptera; Chironomidae
Source: the annotation of a GenBank genome assembly
AUCAUUCAGCUUCAAACAGUCAAACUACAAAGACUAAACCAAUCAAAUUAAAAUCCAAUUUCAAUUCCAAAAAUGUUGACAAAAGUUUUCUUGUUGUGCUUCAUUGCUCUGGCAAUCAUCAACAUUGCAAUUGCUCAAGAAAUGCCAGGUGGUGAAGGUCAAGGAAAUGGAGGUGCUGGUGGACAUGCUGGAGGUGGAUUCGGAGGUGGAUUUUCAUUCGGAGGUGGAGCUGGAGGCAAAGCUGGUGGUGGAGCUGGAGCUGGUGGAAAGUAAACAACCUGAAAUUCCUAUUUUCAAGCAAUUCUGACCAAAACGUAAUCAAAGUUUUCAAGGUUUUAACUACAAAAUGUACUUUGAUGAUUCAAAUCAGCCAC